AUGGAUUCUAUGAGAGAGAAGGCUUUUCAAGAUUAUAGAAAGAAGUUAAUGGAACACAAAGAAGUUGAAUCAAGGCUUAAAGAUAUGCGCGAACAGUUAAAAGACCUCACCAAACAGUACGACAAAAGUGAGAAUGAUCUUAAAGCGCUGCAAAGUGUUGGCCAGAUAGUUGGAGAAGUUCUGAAGCAGCUCACUGAGGAGAAAUUCAUUGUAAAAGCUACAAAUGGUCCACGUUAUGUGGUCGGUUGUCGUCGUCAGCUCGACAAGAACAGGUUGAAAGGUGGAACCCGAGUUGCUUUGGAUAUGACAACACUUACUAUCAUGAGACAUCUGCCAAGAGAGGUUGAUCCUUUAGUAUACAACAUGAGCCACGAGGACCCCGGUGAUGUGACUUACUCGGCUAUCGGUGGACUUCAAGAACAGAUACGACAGUUGAGAGAGGUUAUCGAGUUACCUCUAAUGAAUCCUGAGCUGUUUGUUCGUGUUGGCAUCACACCUCCCAAGGGCUGUCUCCUAUAUGGACCUCCGGGCACUGGAAAGACAUUACUGGCUAGGGCUGUAGCUUCACAACUUGAUGCUAACUUCCUUAAGGUGGUGUCUUCAGCUAUUGUUGAUAAAUAUAUUGGUGAAUCAGCUCGUCUUAUCCGUGAGAUGUUCAACUAUGCUCGUGAUCAUCAACCGUGUAUUAUAUUCAUGGAUGAAAUUGAUGCUAUUGGUGGCAGACGUUUCUCUGAAGGCACGAGCGCUGAUAGAGAGAUACAAAGAACUCUGAUGGAGCUCCUCAACCAAAUGGACGGCUUUGAUUCAUUGGGUCAAGUUAAGAUCAUUAUGGCUACCAACCGACCGGACACAUUGGACCCCGCGUUACUGAGACCCGGUAGACUCGAUAGGAAGAUUGAGAUACCGCUACCGAAUGAACAGGCUCGACUAGAAAUCCUAAAGAUCCAUGCUUCACCAAUCGCUAAGCACGGUGAAAUGGACUAUGAAGCGGUUGUAAAACUAUCAGAUGCAUUCAACGGAGCUGAUCUGAGGAAUGUUUGUACCGAGGCUGGACUAUUUGCUAUACGGGCUGAGAGGGAAUAUAUUAUACAGGAGGAUCUCAUGAAAGCAGUUCGCAAGGUCGCUGACAACAAGAAACUGGAAAGCAAGCUUGAUUACAAGCCCGUUUAA
Danaus chrysippus (African queen) is the source of this 1170-nucleotide messenger RNA. NCBI's taxonomy places the organism in Eukaryota, Metazoa, Arthropoda, Insecta, Lepidoptera, Nymphalidae. The record is from the annotation of a GenBank genome assembly.